AUGGUUUUUCUAAAACUACUGCCAACUGUUACAUUGAGCUUUAUAGCUUUAUUAACUAAUACUGUAUUGGCUGAAACUGUCAAGACUGGCCACAAAUCCACUCAUGCACAGAGCCAUCAGCAUCGCUACAAUCAACAGUCACAUGCGGCUUUAAGACAUCAAGUGUUUAGCGAUAUGUUUAAAACACCGCUAAUAAAUGUUGUGUUUGGAACUCAAUCCAUCUCUCACUCUGAAGCAUCCAAGUUGCUUUCGAACUCGGAUUCAAACGUGAUGCAACUCAAAUAUGAUCAGUCCAUGUUCAUCUGUUCUAUACCAUCCAAUCUGGUAGUGACAUCCGCAUCUGCCUCUGUGGUAGAUAAUACGGAAAAGAACCGUAUUAUUCUUCAAGCAAUGGCAAAGCUAAAAACUAUGGGCUCAGCUUGUUUAAAACAUAGCGAUCGAUUGUGGGACUAUGACUUUUGUCCAGGAAAAUAUGUUCGUCAGCAUCAUACUUGGCCCAAAACAUCCAAGCAAAAAAAAGGCGGCAGUAUAGAGUAUUUUCUCGGAUACAUGGACAAAGAAAAACUAACCAAAUCAAAAUCCAAGGUUUUCUCUGCUCCUCAGCUCAUUGAAGAUGAUGAUAAUGGAAAACAUCAUUUACGCCAGGUAUGGGGAUUUGGAGAUAUGUGUACAGAUAUUGGCGAGCACAGAACUGUUGAAGUUCAGUACCAUUGCUGCACUCAUCAACAUAUCUCGUAUUUACGUGAAUAUAGUGUUUGCAAGUACAUUGUGUCUGUUCAUACACCUAUCAUGUGCUUUCAUCCCAUAUUUGAAUCUCAAAAACAAGAAGCAGCCAAUCAAAUACAAUGUAAACAGAUUGAAAUGCAGCCAUUAUUCCCGGAAACCAUGUCUGAAUCAUCCUAUAUUGAUGCAGAACCCAAAGUGAUAUCUGCACCUGUAACACCCAAUGUACAACCAAAGAAGAAAUUCAAAAAAUGGUUGACUGCAUACGAUAUGAAUGAGCUAGGAUGUACUUCUCCCAUCCAAUGCAUAAAAUCUUUACAACAUCCCAUUGAAUCUUUGGAUGGAAUGGAUACAAAAAAGUUGCAAUCACAAACCGACACUACUUCAGAAACAUCUGCAGAUUCCAUUGAAUCAGAUUCAACCCAAUCUAAUCAAGUACCGAGCGAUCACGAGGAAUCCAACACGGACGAACCAGUCAUGGUGCGUAUUACAACGAUUGAGCAAGAAUGGGUGGUGUUUGAUGCUUUACUGGAAGUGCGAUAUCAGCUUGCGGUUGAACGACAAGAAUUGGCAAUCCUUCGAUUAGAUUCUCUCGAUACCAAGCCUAUUAUUAUUGCUGGGUUGGAAACUGCAUUGUCCACUAACGAGAUUCAUAAACUAUACGAUCUUGUCAUGACAAUGCUAGACAGUGACACAAGAGAUAGAAACUGA
This is a messenger RNA of Batrachochytrium dendrobatidis JAM81, 1434 nucleotides long. RefSeq lists its product as uncharacterized. Gene Ontology annotation, cellular component: endoplasmic reticulum lumen. Bases 1 to 1434 code for a protein of 477 amino acids. The record is from RefSeq and is a predicted model, not a curated record. Gene Ontology annotation, biological process: endoplasmic reticulum unfolded protein response; retrograde protein transport, ER to cytosol. Lineage: Eukaryota; Fungi; Chytridiomycota; Chytridiomycetes; Rhizophydiales. The transcript has 4 exons.